AUGAAUUGGAAAAAUGGACCCUUGUCAUCUGAUGAUAUGGAGGGUCAAAUAACACUUGAAAAUAAUGGGAAAGUUCUAGACUUUUUCCCUGAUAUGUUCAGGAGGCUUAUCGGGAUAUGGGCACUUUCCGAGGCUGAUGGAAUUGACUAUACUGACCCUGAAGAGCCGAAGUUGUUGGUUGCAACACUGAUGUAUCUUGAUGCAUUGGAUGGUAAAUGGAGUGUGUCGUUAUUGACAAAGUGUUCAACUUCUCCUGAUGUCAAAAGAAGGUACAUCUUUUCAUACAAAAAUACUAAAACAUGCUUCUUCAAUGAGGAGGGUAUUUAG
Messenger RNA from Lactuca virosa, 327 nucleotides. The record is from the annotation of a GenBank genome assembly. NCBI's taxonomy places the organism in Eukaryota, Viridiplantae, Streptophyta, Magnoliopsida, Asterales, Asteraceae.